GUCUUUUGUGGGCUCGAAACAAGCGAAAGGACGGCGUGGGAUUCGUCUGAACCUACCACUGAAGAUCUGACCACUCACUUCACUUUCAAGUUUCUGGUACAGUAUGUGCUGUCAAUCUCCAUCGCUGGCGCGAUUCUACAUUCCAUUCCUGCAUUGUGCAUUGUCAACUUGAAUGACCCGUUGGUCCGCAACGCAGCCCAUUCGACGAUCGACCGCUCAGCUGCUGACGGGCAGGACAGGGCAGGGCAGGGCGCCGUUGGGCACAAACGCCCAAUCUUCCAAUGAUGGGACUGUUUAUUUAUUGCUGGGACACAAAAGAAGGACGGAAUCCCCCGACUGGACCGUUUCAUUCAUUGCUUUUUGCUGCACUGGCACUCUCUGCACUCCCUACGCUCGCUGCCCUGUUUUCCCGGUUUGUCUGGCUGGUCUACCCUCUCGCUCUCUGCUACGACAGUAUCCUCUUGUCCUAUCGCUCCCUCUACAGACGGCACCUCGUAUAGAAAGGACCAAAGCUUGUUGGUGUUUUGCUGCUGCUGCAUGCCCUUAUCCUGUGUUGCAUGCUCAGAUUCGUUACGUUAACCGUUACACCUUUGCCUGCCCCCUCCGUUCUCGAACCUGUCACCUCCCCCGGCGGUCCGACCGACCACAAAGCGAUGACUGCUGCUGUGAUCUGCUGAGUUCAUGACAACCAUCCCGUCUGUUGACUGCUUUCGGCCCAUUUGUCCGUCGCUGGUUGUUCCCAAAUUACUACCGGAUUUGGUGGCCCGAUGAUGGAGGGGCUAUCUACGUCCAUUCUGUGGUCCAUGUUUGCUAGAUACCAACACCAACAGCAGCUCUGCUUAUCCUCAUUCCUUCCCCCACAAGGCCUCCUGGCGGGCCGUCUAUGACUGGGCACCAGCUUGCACGCCAUUUCUGCUUUACUGUAUGUUCGUCUCCGGGCGGGAUCAAGGGCGCCGGCGUCGCAGUCAGACCUACGGCGUGAGCAAGGCCUCCCGUUCGUCCAAGUUGUCCCUUCUUUCCGCGAUUACCACGGGCUCUCACGGUUCCAACGACAGUGCAUCAACCAUCACUCCAGAAUCCUACUCGAGAUCCACUGGCGGCGGCAGAAGACGGAGGGCGUCAAAACAGAACCGGAGUCGGGAGGCGAAGGUGGUUCAAGGAAAAGGGAGUCUUGUUCCAAAAGAACAGAAAGAGAGGACCUCAUCCGCAGACUUGGUCGACGUCUUUUCGUUCCUUGUCCACGAUGAGAAUGACGACACCGCCACCAGCGAGCAUCCGCAAGAAGAGGCAUGUGUUCGCCAGGAAGCACUGUCUCGACACGAAGAAUCCGACAAUGACAAUGAUAGUGUGGUAAGAAGCCAGCUGUCCGAUUCGGGCAUUUCCAUGGGAGACAGCAGUAUCUGUCAGCCCGGUCUCGACCGGAGCAUAGAGAAAGAAUUGCCGCCAUUGUUUGAAGAGCCGCAGGAUAGAAAUGAUCCCCAAAAACAGUCAAAGAGCAAACCUACUGCCUACUCUGAAGAGUCCCGGUGGAAGUGGCCAGAUAUACCUCCGGCCACCCACAAAGCCCAGGUUUUCGACUCUGUGGCUAGGACCUCAAGUCCGCAAGAAGGGCACGUUCGUUUUGAUUGCCCAGCAGAAGAGCCUCAAAGAAUACCACGGUCGGCAAAGAGGCUGUUGUCCGGGUAUGACCUGAUCUCAGAGAAAUUGUCCCGCGGAGAAUUUCCACUGCUGUUCAGGCGGUUCGACAAGGUCCAUUUCCGCAUGCUGUUGCAGCUGCAAGAUGAAAUCGUGGAAAUGGAAGAGGAGCUCUCCCUUUUGGACUCAAAUGAUACCGAAAGCAGGAUCAAUUCCGAUGGCAGUAUCUCGCCGGCAUCGCGACGGAUCAAUUGGCAAUGGCACCAAACUGAUCUGCACGGUCGUCGACUCGAGGUCCUGGGCCGACUCUACCUCAAGCUCGAGCAGUACUACCAAGCUCUGAUAUUAGGACAAAAAGUGCAAAGAUCAACAUCCCAGGCAGCACCAUCAGAUGUCCAACGGUUACGAUCGUGGCUGCGAGACAAUAACCCUUUGUCGGCCGCGGAAUCGAGGUUUUUGGACGACGAGGAUGAUUUAAUUUUGUUGACAAAAGCAACAAAUACUACUGCGUCACAGGCCAGGGAAUCUGUGUCUGGCUCUAUUCCUUUCACCGUGUUGACAACGGCCCUUUUCCCGCUACUGUGUUUCAAGUUCGUUGUUGGCAUUUCGAAUAGAUUGAUCCUCCUGACUGCAUUGUUGGCCAUGGGGUUGAGCCGACUGGAAAAGUUGGACCAGGCACAAGCCGCGCAGCAUCAGCAUCAGCAUCAGCAGUGGCUUGUUGCUUGUUUUGGAGUUGCUCUCUUGGCUGCUCUCUUCUUCUAGCGGGAGUUCUACGGAGCAACGCCGCAUGGAAUGACUCUUACUAUAUGCUAUAUCGAUGUGGGAGAUGGAUUGAAGGAGUUGUAUCUUGUAGAUGUAUAAACAGUCCGAGUGGGUUCGAACGGCGUGUCAUGUAGGGGUUGGUAAUGUUACGGGAUAUCAGGUCGCUCAUCGCCUUUCAUACUUGGAUGGGACGUGGCCCAGCAGCUGUUCCAGUACUCUCACUGGUCACAGCCUGUGUCCCUUCUACCCAUAAGGCAAAACAGACUCAGAUAGGGGUUCAGCCUCGUCCUGGCCUUGACGUACGAUACACGGCUACUGUGAGCAAAACAUCAAAUAGAAUAAUUGUAAUAUGUCCCUGAGAGCCGUCAGGUGCAAGUGAA
Exophiala dermatitidis NIH/UT8656 is the source of this 2777-nucleotide messenger RNA. RefSeq lists its product as uncharacterized. NCBI's taxonomy places the organism in Eukaryota, Fungi, Ascomycota, Eurotiomycetes, Chaetothyriales, Herpotrichiellaceae. The record is from RefSeq and is a predicted model, not a curated record. Bases 925 to 2397 code for a protein of 490 amino acids. The transcript is spliced from 2 exons.